AUGCGUCGGUUUCCUCAACAUGAAAAUGUUGGACUUGCCAGCGAUCUUGAAGUGAGGUGUGCUGUGAAUGAACGUUUAGUGGACAAUCUCGACGAAAGCCGAGCAGACUAUAUCAGCACUCAUCAACUUUCCGAAUAUAGCGUCGGUGAUGUCGUCGGCCCGCUAUUCGAUCGCUACGAACCUAGAAUUCUCUUGGUCUGCGGGUCGCUUGGCAGCUUUACAUCUUAUAUCCUGCUAGCACAAUGCUCUGAGUAUUGGCAUUUCAUGCUAUGUCUUGGGGUCCUUGGUGGCGUAUCUGCCGCAAUUAUCACUACCGUAUCGAUCGCAGUUCUGAGCCACUGCAUCUGCAUGGGCGGAUCGUCGGCCGGCGCGAUCCGAGCGAUCGCAUUUAUAGCACUGGGGUGCUACACGUUCGGCUUCGCACUCGUCAAAGGCCGGCUGCCCGCCAGUACCCAGAGCCGAACGACGAUCGACCCACGCGCGUUCAAAUCGCCCGGUUUAUGUUUCCAGGCUGUCGGCGUUUUCUCCUUCGAGUCCAUCUUCUUCCGCUGUGCCGCACUCCUCCCGAUAUAUAUCUGUUACGCGGGGCUCUCGCUCGACGCCCAGUUCUAUUCCCUCACGGUCCUGAACGCCAUGAGCUUCCUCGGGAGAGUCCUCCCCGGCUUCGCUGCCGACCUCGUCGGUCGAUUCAAUAUGCUCCUGUCAUUGGUCAUCAUGACCCUCAUUGCGAUGGCUGCCGUGUGGUUACCGUUCCGGUCUCGCGACGACGCCACACUGUACGCGGUGGUGGCUAUCUUCGGGUUCGGUUCGGGCGGGUGGCUCUCGCUGGCGCCGGUGUGUACAGGCCAGCUAUGCAAGAGGGAAGAAUACGGGCGAUUCUACGGAACUAUCUAUUGUGUUGCUGCGUUCGGGGUCUUGCUUGCUGUUCCGGCUGGGGGAGAAUUAAUCCAGUCGACUACGCCGCAGGUGCUUGUGGGGGUUUAUUCGGCGGUUUUGUUGACGGGACUGGUGAGCAUUGCGUUAUCCCGAUGGGCUCUUCUGGAUUGGAAGUGGAGAUGGAACGUUAAAGUGUAGGUGGGCUGGAUUGAUGGAUUGGUAGAUUAUCCUGGUAUGGUUGCGUAUCACUUA
Aspergillus pseudotamarii is the source of this 1128-nucleotide messenger RNA. Its product is annotated as putative MFS monocarboxylate transporter. The record is from RefSeq and is a predicted model, not a curated record. Gene Ontology annotation, cellular component: fungal-type vacuole membrane. The coding region runs from base 1 to 1074 and encodes 357 amino acids. The transcript has 5 exons. Gene Ontology annotation, molecular function: transmembrane transporter activity. Lineage: Eukaryota; Fungi; Ascomycota; Eurotiomycetes; Eurotiales; Aspergillaceae.